Messenger RNA from Daldinia caldariorum, 4174 nucleotides. Its product is annotated as TPR-like protein. Gene Ontology annotation, biological process: transcription by RNA polymerase III. The record is from RefSeq and is a predicted model, not a curated record. The coding region runs from base 304 to 3828 and encodes 1174 amino acids. Gene Ontology annotation, molecular function: protein binding. The transcript is spliced from 5 exons. Gene Ontology annotation, cellular component: transcription factor TFIIIC complex. NCBI's taxonomy places the organism in Eukaryota, Fungi, Ascomycota, Sordariomycetes, Xylariales, Hypoxylaceae.
GCAACGACCCGCAACUCAUCUUUCCGACGCGGUUCGCAACCUUCCUCAUAGAUCAUACGGAAUGGUUACUGUCAGGCAUACACUGUUCAUUUCAAGUGAUUGGAGUUAGCCAGCUCUAAAAAUAAAAAAAAACGCCGGGGGUCAUCAGCUUAUGAUUUAUCUGAUACCAAGUACCUAUGAGCCUAGGAACUUCUCAUUAACAUCGUUCAGGUAAAACUAAAGAAGCCAUUCGCUUUCUCCUUUUCGCCUUUUCACGUUUUCACGUUUUCAAUAAUAAUACCCGCUGCACCUUUUCAUCUCACCAUGAGCCAUCCAUUUUCAUCUACAUUUGAUGCCCUUCAGGCGCACUUUACUCAGAAGUCAGACAAGCCAGAUGCCACAAAUUCCGAACCCGGGAGCACCAUCCCGCCGCCUUCACAAAUACAAUAUUCAACAAAUUCUCCUCAAAUCCCUCCUAACGCAGUCCAGUAUGGAGCAUUCAGUACAGGUCCAGGUUACAUGUACAAUGCCUUUUAUCCCUCACAGAACCCAGGCGCGGGAACGUUGCAGCCACAUUUCAGCAACAGCAAUGUCACUAUGCCCAGGUCAAGCUAUCCAGCAAUACAACCUUAUCCACCCCGGGAAAUUCGGCCUCAUCCAGUGGCGGAAAUGCCUUCAAUGAUGCAUCAACAUGUACAUGCUCAUCCAAGUAUGACUAAUCCUCAAGGCUGGGGUUUUCCUUCGAGCAAUGCACCAAGAGAUGUUCCAAUCCCUCAACCACAAAGCUCAGCAGGCGGGUCACGCAACCCACCAGUCAACAUAACGACCCAAGCAUUGGCUGUGCAAGACGAAGCAGAUCUGAUGGAUUCUGCUACUGACGCACUUCUGGAACGACAGAAUGAACUCAAUGCGGAAAACCCAAUGCCAAAGCUUCCUCCCAUGCGGGGGCUCAUAAGAAAAUACCUUCGUGCUGAUAUCAAGCCAGACCGUCCCCGGGUCGGUAAAAGUGCUAAAAAGAGAGGCCCUCGGAAGGCUGCCGAGCCAACAGGUGAUAUUAAAUAUCGUCUCAAUAUGGCCUCAAAUGCGUACAUGGAUGGGCGUAUCGAUGAAGCCAUCGACUUUGUAAACGAUGCUAUUCGUAUCAAUGCCGAGACCUACAGGGCUUGGGUUCUCCUUGCUUCAUUACGCCAGGAGAAAGGCGAUAGAGAGGGGCACUUCCAUGCACGGCUGUUCGCCGCACAUUUGCAACCAAAGAUUAUUGAGGAGUGGCUUCAGUGUGCAGAAUUGGCCAUCGCCCUUCGAGAAGAGUUUCCCGAACAAGCAGAUGAUUACCUCGACAACGCUGACAAGCUCUACUCGAGGGCCCUGAGAAUCGACAGUAAGCAUAGCGGAGCACGUCAUGGGAGAGCCGCAGUACGAUUUGAAAUGGGCCAUCUUAAAUCAGCAGUCAAGGACUAUGCCGCCUUGAUUGAGCAGUGCCCUUUCGAUAUAUACGCCAUCCGUAGCUACGCUGAAAUAUGCGUUCUGCUCGUGGACACCGGUAAACCACGUUUUGCAGAUGGCCCUAAGAAGGCCAUAGAGGCAUAUCAACGUUGCAUCGCCCACUUUCGAGAGAAUGGGUUCGAUAUUCAAUUUCCUUUCGACUGGCAAGACAUCAAAAUAUUUGUCGAACUUCUCGCAUAUAUUGAACAGUUUCAGGAGGCUAUUCAUGAGCUGAGAUCCCUAUCAAGAUGGCUCUUGACUCGGUCAGACGAGACCUUCUGGGAUAACCAAGGGGAUGACCGCGAAUGGGAUGAAGACAGCAUGCGGCGAUUAGAAGUAGGACAGUAUCAGGAUGGAAAGCACCCUGCUUCAUCCUACGGCAAGGGUCUUCCCUUGGAACUGAGAGGAAAACUCGCUGUGUAUCGUCUCAAACUUCACCAAGAGGAUGAAGCUAUGCGUCACCUAGCUUUUAUUGAUCCGGAUAUAUUCAACACGCCUGAACUGCUCUUGGAGUAUUCACAUCUUAUGAUCGAUGCAGGUUCAGCAUUAUACGAAGUCGGUCAUCUUCCCAUGGCCUUACGCUUUUACGAGCCGCUCCGAGAACCUGACCUUCUCGAUACGGAGUCUCUUAUCCGGGCAGGUCAGUGUUAUUUGGACGCGGGAGAUAAAAGACAGGCCGAGGAAUGCUUUACGACCGCCAUUGACCAGGACGAAGCUAAUAGUGAGGCUUGCAUUGAUGCACGCUACGAAUUGGCGAAGAUGUACGAAGCUGCAAGAGAAGAAAGAGAAGCUUACAUCCUUGUCAACGAAGCUAUCAAACUGCAGGAGGCUCACGAUCAAGCUCGGGAACAAGCUCGUGCAGACGAUGAAGAUUUAGGAGAGGAUAACGACGAAGGCCGCAUGUCGGACGAUGAUACUUCGUUGCUUCAAACUGCCUUGGGGCGUGUUACUGGCGAAGAGAUGGGCGCAAAGCCAAUACGAACCCUGCGUCCACUCAGGCCAAAGGGCGAGAAGCCGAAGCUAAAACCGAAACCAAGGGAACGCAAACCUAGAGCACCGCCAGACCCAUCAAGGAGACGCCGUAAGUUGUUUGGUCGCACCGACGAAAUGCAACAGGAAGAGAAGAGAAGGGCAGAGGAACUAUCCGAAGCCUGGAAGGUUGUGCGUGAAUCGCGAGUCUCGUCUGAAGCCGAUGCCAAUGGUCCUUCCAACGCUUUCUUAUCGGCAGCUCGAGUUCUCAUCGACGACUUUAGAUCCUACAAAGACUUUUAUAGCUGGGACAAAUACCUGGCGCAUCUUGGCAUAAAUCAGGCCCGCGAGAAGAUCGAGGCCCGAAAGGGAAAUCCAAACCUUCUAGCCAUGGCGGAACGUCUAUCCAACAACCUGGGUCCAGACGACUCCGGUGCCGAAAAACAGGUUAAAGUAGCCGUGAGCUAUCGAGGAGUUCCGUUCGCCGAGUGGCUUGAUCUGUUCCUCGAAUAUGCCAUAGGUCUAGCUCAAGUCGGGAGAUUUCAAGAAGCUUAUAAAGUAUGCGAAUCUGCCCGUGAUACUACGAUAUUUUCCAAGUCUAAAGAGGACACGUUCUUGAUACACAUAACGUGGGCUGCAUGCGCAUUACGUAGUAGAGACGAGGAGACGUGCGUUGCCACAGCUCGUUGGCUCAUGAGAGAAUACCAAUACGACACAGACCCCUUCCGAAUGUUCUCUGCCUUGUCGAGGUUAUGUCCAUCCCCAGCAUCAUGGUAUGCUUCAGGUCCCGUCCAAAAGUAUAUGCUCCGCCAGAUCAAGCUUAUGGACCGCGCUAUUACCGCGGCAGGAGCUAAAGACAGUGAGGACGAAGACGGUGCACCUAGCGGCAGAUCAUACCCAAGCAAGGAGUUGGACAUCACGUUGCUUAUGGUUUACGGGCAUAUUCUAUUCAUAUCGAACAGCUUCACCUACGCGCUAAAUUACUUUAUGAGAGCAUAUACCCUUGACCCAACCAACAGCUUGGUCAUCCUCAGCGUAGGCCAUUGUUACGUCCACUACGCAUUGAAAAGACAGGCUGAGAACCGACAAUUCCUCCUGACCCAGGGUUUCCUCUUUUUGCAUCAAUACUAUGACCUCAAGUUAGCCUCGCCAAGCGCGGCGCACAGACAGGAAGCCCACUACAACAUGGCGCGUAGCUAUCAUGCUAUUGGCAUCCCGCAUCUCGCCGUGGAGUACUACCAGCGCGUACUCCAGGACGUGCCGGACGACUCUGGAAACGGCAUCAUGGGCCGCGAUGACCUGACGCAGGAGGCAGCGUUUAAUCUUCAGCAGAUUUACUGGGCAGGUGGAGAUGUGGAGGCCAUUAAGGGGAUCGCGGAAAGAUAUUUAGUUCUUUAAGCAUCGUAAUGCAUCAGAAUGCGGAUGAUGACUUAGCUUAUCAUUGUGGAAUAAUUCCCAAGUUAGAUGAUAUUCGCAGUAGCUAGAUGACGUUGAUUGAUAAUACCCACGGCUUUUGCCGCCGAACAUUCUAUCUAAACCCCCUUUUGGUCACAAAGAGCUGACUUUGAUUGACCACAAUUAUUAUUUCUUCACUGGCCGAUCAAUAAAGUUUAUACACAGGUACUCCACGAAUCCAGUCUAACAGUGAGGAAAUUGAGGUAGCUAUUAGUACUACCAGGUAGGUACCUACCUUAGAUAUUGACUCGGAUGGCUAAUGCAAGGGGAAGACGGUAGUGUAUAGUGU